This is a messenger RNA of Dermacentor albipictus, 3129 nucleotides long. Its product is annotated as lysosomal alpha-mannosidase-like. Gene Ontology annotation, cellular component: lysosome. Gene Ontology annotation, biological process: mannose metabolic process. Gene Ontology annotation, molecular function: carbohydrate binding; alpha-mannosidase activity. The record is from RefSeq and is a predicted model, not a curated record. NCBI's taxonomy places the organism in Eukaryota, Metazoa, Arthropoda, Arachnida, Ixodida, Ixodidae.
UUCGCGCCUUCUCGUUUUCGCCUCCUUCCGUUGCUGCCUACACCGGCAACUAUGCAGUGGCCGACGCAUUGCGCACGGCAUUGCAGGCACGUGCAAGCAACUUGCGCCGCAGGGCAACGUGUCACCUGUCACCACUCCGGAGAGAGAGCGAUGCAUACGCUACGGCCACCGCUGAUGUCCAUGGGGCCGCUGCUGCUUCGAGUUACCCUUUUCUUCCCAGCCGUUUUAGCGGCCAACCAAUGUGAACUCAAGGGUUGCCCCGAGCACAAGCCGGGUUAUAUCAACGUGCACCUGCUUAGUCACAGCCACAACGACGCUGGAUGGUAUUGGACGGUGGACACUAUGUACAACACAGUGCAAAUGAUCUACAACGGCGCGACGAGAGCUCUGUGGGACAAGCCCAGCCGACGCUACGUGUCAGCGGAGAACGUAUUCUUUUCGCGCUGGUGGUACGAGCAGUCGGUCGACAUGCGAAGAAAGGUUCGAAGUAUGGUGCAGUCAGGACGACUCCAGUUCGUUGGCGGCGGAUGGGUCCAAAACGACGAGGCGGUGACCCACUACACGGCCAUCAUUGACCAGAUGACGCUGGGACUGCGCUUCCUCAACGACACGUUCGGUCCCGACUGCGGCGUGCCCAGCGUAGCCUGGCAGGCCGACCCCUUUGGACACAGCAUCGCGCAGGCGGCACUUUUCGCCAGGAUGGGCUUCAGCAGCGCCAUGAUCGGCCGCAUAUCGUGGGACACCAAGAAAAACUUGCAGGAGGAACGUGCCAUGGAGUUUCUCUGGGAGGCCGACAGCCCUCAACAGGGGGGUGACGGUGGCCACAUCUUCACCUGGGUGCCCGAGCGCUAUUAUGAAACACCGCCGGGCCUCUGCUUCGCCUGGCCACCGAAAGACUGCACCCGAGAAGAGGUGGAACGUAGUCCGAACGUUCUCGUGGAGUACGCACAAUCACAGGCAAAAGUAUACACCAACGACACAGUGGCGGUGAUGGCCGGAUGCGACAUGUGCUUCACCUACGCUGAAAAACAAUUCGAGAGGCAAGAAGAAGUCUUGGCGAGGGCGAUUCCAAUAGCCGGAAAGCAGAAUCCACAAGUCCACGUGGUCUACUCGACGCCGGCGUGCUACGCACAGGCGCUUCAUGAGGCUUCUCGCACGUGGCCUAGCUUCUCGGACGACUUGCUGCCCUACUCAGAUCUGCCGGGGCGUACGUGGACGGGAUUUUAUACCACGCGACCCAACCUUAAGAUGUUCAUACGAUACGCAAAUGGAUUCCUCCAAGCCUGCAAGCAGCUCUCUCUCUAUGGUCGACAGGACGCCUCUGAGAGAGCAAGGGAGUUGGGUGAAGCGGUGGCCACGGUGCAGCACCACGACGGAGUCACGGGAACGUGCUCGAAUACAGCGGCUGGUGACUACAUCAACAGGAUACUCAAGGGCAUGGAUCAAUGUGAGGGGGUGAUCAGCACCAGCUUGGCAUCGCUGCUGAACCAGGGUGCGUCCAACUCCGGCGUAGACGGGCAUCAGCUGCACUUCUGCCAUCUCCUGAACCAGAGCGAGUGUCAGCUCACCGAAACACUAAGGGAGUUCACCGUGAUCGUCUACAACCCCGCCAGCGUGCCGGUGUCGCCAUACGUGCGACUGCCGCUGGGGGCCAGCGACCGGUCCGGCGUAACCGUCUCUGGGCCAGACGGUGCGAGGACCGAUUCCCAGGUUUUGCCUCUGGCCUCGCACGGCCACGGGAUCCCGGAGAGCAAGGGCCGAGCCACGACGUCGCUGGUGUUCCGGGCGAACGUCGAACCCCUGGGUACCAGCCCGUACAGCGUGCAGUACGAAGCGCCGGUCGAAACUUCGGCGUCUAAGCCGUACUUCGUGCACCCCGACGCCCGGAGCAGCUUCAUCGAAAACGAACGCUACCGCGUCGAGUGGAACCCGCAGACGGGCCUCGUCUCCGCCGUCGUGUUGAAAGGGCCGGGCUCGGCGGUGAAACUCCGGCAGACAUUCGCCGCCUACCUGAUCGAGCCAGAACAGCUGAAGGACGCGCAGCACCGUCCCGGACACUACACGUUCAGCGGACACAGCGACGCUCGGGAGAUCAGAAAUCCCCACAUUAGAGCUGUGAAGGGACACUUGGUUCAAGAAAUCCACCAGAGCUUCACAGGUUACGUCUCACAAGUCAUAUCCCUGCACAAGGACAGCCCAUUCAUCGAGUUCACCUGGACUGUGGGACCCUUGACGCUGCUAAUGCAGGAUAUGGGACGCAACAGGGCCACGGGCUGCGACGUCAUCAGCAAGUUCCAGAGCGACCUGCAGAGCGAUGGCUUCUACACGGAUAACAACGGCUGGAGGAACAUGCACAGGACGCUGACAUUUCAAGAUGGCAACCUGCCCAUCCCGGCUAACUACCACCCGGUUGUAUCGUGGAUCUACAUUGAGGACCAAGUGAAGGACCUGCAGAUGAUGAUCCUUCCAGACCGAGCCGAGGGGGGAACCAGCAUGCGACAGGGCCAUCUGGAGCUUAUGAUACACAGACGUCACUCCACAAACGACGAUCUGGGACUGCCCGAGAUUCUUCAGGAAGAUGGCGUCGACGGUGAGGGCGUGGUCGCCAGGGGCACGCACCGGCUUUUCCUCGGUUCUUCGUCCGAAGCUCGGCAGCUGAUGCGGCUGCAGGCGCUGCAGCUCGUAUACAGGCCAGUGAUCCUGGUAUCACCAGGGGAGUGGGUUCCCAAGAAGGACGCGUUUUCCACACUGAAGUCGCCGCUACCCAGCACGGUGCACGUGUUGACCUUGGAAAGGCUCUCGGGGUCCCAAGUGUUGCUCCGUCUCGAGCACCUGGCGAUCACCGACGACCCCGUGGAGGUCAACGUUACACGUCUACUCGCAGGCUACCGGCUGGACGACGUGAAGCCAGUCACCCUAGGUGCCAACCAGUAUCUGCCGGGCCCCGCUCGUCACAGUUGGCCCACAUCGGGCGCAGAUUCUCCAGAGCGCGUUCCCGACCUGAACAUGCCAACGCCUGAGACAAUCACGGUGCCAGAGACAGGAGACACCAUCGUGAAGCUCGCACCAGGAGAGAUUGCUUCUUUUCUGGCACAGCUAGCAGCCGAAUAAACAGCUUCAGACGUGAAA